CCCUACAGAGGUUUCUGGGAUUCGCCAACUUCUGCCGGCGUUUUAUUCCCAACUAGCCUCACCUCUGACCGCCUUGACCUCCGCCAAAACUACGUUCAGGUGGUCAGACACAGCCGAGGCUGUGUUUGCCAAACUGAAGAGCUGCUUUGUUUCAGCCCAUAUCUUGAUCACCCCUGACCUAUCACGUCAGUUUGUGGUGGAGGUCGAUGCAUCGGAGGUGAGGGUAGGAGCGGUGUUAUCUCAACGUACUCCCUCAGACGACAAGGUCCACCCAUGCGCGUUUUUUUCUUAUUGUUUAUCUCCUGCCGAAGGAAAUUAUGAUAUUGGUAACCGAAAAUGGUUGGCAGUCUAGAUGGCAUUGGAGGAAUGGCGCCACUGGUUAGAAGGAUCGGGGGUUCCUUUUAUUGUAUGGACAGACCACAUGAAUUUAGAAUACAUUAGCACUGCCAAAAGGUUGAACUCCAGGGAGGCUCGGUGGGCAGUUUUUUUUCGGACGUUUUGAUUUUACUCUCUCGUACCGCCCGGAUUCCAAAAAUAUUAAACCCGAUUCCUUGUCACGUAUUUUUGACCGUUCCGAACGACCGUCCACUCCCGUGUGUAUUUUUCCUGAGACAUUAGUGGUCUCUACACUCACAUGGGAGAUCGAAUCGAAGGUCAAGACAGCCUUAGAAGGGGUAACGCCUCCGCCCGGAUGCCCACCGAAUCGCUUAUUUGUGCCGGAGGGAUUAUGGUCCAACAUUAUCCAGGGACAUUGUUCUAAUGUGGCUUGCCAUCCAGGAGUUAACCAUACAAACUGUUUGGUCAAGCAACGAUUCUGGUGGCCACUUAUGGCUCGCGACAUUCAGUUUUGUUUUGGCUUUCUCUGUUUGUGCCACUGGUAAGACUUCCAAUCGACCCCCUGAUGGUUUACUUCAACCGCUGCCGGUCCCUUCGAGAUUCUGGUCCCACAUCGCUCUAGCUUUUAUUACCGCCCUCCCAGGGCAACACGGUAGUUUUGACCGUGGUGGACCGGUUCUCGAAGGCUGCCCACUUUAUUCCCUUGCCCAAAUUACCGUCAGCCAAGGAGACAGCGUUGACCAUUGUAGAUCACGUCUUUUAUUUACAUGGCCCAAUUUGUGUCCAAAUUUUUGCGAGAAUUCUGUAGAUUACUGGGAGCGACUGUAAGUCUGUCCUCAGGGUUUCAUCCCCAGAGCAAUGGUCAAACCGAGAGAUCCAACCAAGAUUUGGAAAGGGUGUUGCGACAUUUGGUUUCCAAGAAUCCUUCCUCCUGGAGCCAACAAUUGUCUAUGGUGGAGUAUGCCCACAAUACCUUACCAAUAUCAGCUAUGGGCCUAUCUCCAUUUGAGUGUAGGGUAGGUUACCAGCCACCUAUUUUUCCCAGUCUGGAAUCUGAAGUCGCGAUCCCCUCCAUUCACGCCUUCGUCCAGAGGUGUCACCCCACUUGGACUAGAGCCCGCGAGACUCUCCUCCAAGUGGGGGCGCGCACUAAGGCUAAAGCCGAUUGCCACUGCUAUAGGCCUCCCGUAUACGCCGUGGGUAAAAAACGUGUGGUUUUUUACUAAGAAUAUUCCUCUCCGCUCCAUGUCUAAUAAAUUGGCUCCCAAUUUAUUACCGUCAUGGUUCAUGAAUGCACCAUCUCCUGCUGCGUUCAUGUUACGUCAUGUUGAUUGUUUCAUGUGGGUUUUACCCAGCAGCAGCUCAUUCCAACAGCCUACUUAAUGCCUAGUCUCUUCUUUGUCAGAUCGUUGUUUGAGGUCCUCGUGGUUCAUGUCUGUUCGUCCUUCAGUGUUCCUGCUUCGUGCUCUGUUUCCUGUUCGGUCGCCUCUGGAUUACUGCCAUCAUCCACGGAUCUAUCACCACCACCACCACCUCCGCCAACCCACUCAAGACACCUACUCCCCUGUCUGUGCUGCCGUCGAGGUCAGUUUGAGAAACCAGAAUGUCUCACACUGUCGUACCCAUGAACUCUUCAACACUCGUCAUCCAGUUGCAACCAGCAACACAAACAGCACCUGGGUCGACGGUCACAAAUGCUCCUGGAAUGACGGGAGCUUCACCUCUUCUAGGAAUUCAGGCAUUUCUGAAAGGACAACCAAAAGCCCUUGGGACGGUCCAGAUAAUGAUCGGUGUGACGACUUUCCUGUUUGGCAUUGUGUCUACAGUUUAUGCAGAAGCCAUCUUUAUCCAUACUGGUAUUACUUACUGGGGAUCUCUCAUCUACAUUGCUGCAGGGUCACUCAGCAUUGCUGCAGAAAACAACAAAGAAAAACCCUCCAGUUUGUGUUUGAUGAAUGCUUCACUGGGAAUGAACAUUUCCAGUAUUAUAACUGCAGGGAUUGCCAUUGUUUACCUUUCACUAGAUUUUGUUUUUUGGCGAUACCCUAACUGCAACGACUAUUCCUGUUAUUUAGAGCAAAAGUAUGAGACUCUCUUCAGGGGAAUCAGAGGUGUUAUAAUGUUAUUCACCGUACUCGAGCUUAUCAUCUCCAUCUGUCUGUCAGCAUUUGCCUGUAAAGCCAGUGCCUGCCAUUCUCCUCCUCUGGUGCAGUUUGCGCAGGUUUUAUCACCACAGUCCUCUGAUUUCACGCGUUUACAUGAUCUUAACAACUCAGAGAUACCUGUGGCAAGCAGCUCUUCCAUUCAUCACCAGCCUGCAGACACUCCUCCACAAUACAGUGAAUCUAAAUAAAUAUGAAUAAGUGGGCUUUUACCU
Molecule: messenger RNA, 2713 nt
Organism: Carassius auratus (goldfish)
Lineage: Eukaryota; Metazoa; Chordata; Actinopteri; Cypriniformes; Cyprinidae
Product: membrane-spanning 4-domains subfamily A member 4A-like
Exons: 8
Coding region: 1940-2689 (249 amino acids)
Cellular component (GO): membrane
Source: RefSeq, a predicted model, not a curated record